AUGUCAGAUCUUCGAGAGUUUGUCAAUCAGCAAAAAGCUAAAAAUUCACUUUUUGGCACGACAACAACAUCAGCAUCAUUUCAAUCAUUUAAAGCUAUACGAUCAAAGCUUACAUCUGGUUUAAAUGGAUUCUCAUUGAUGAAUUCAUCAUGUGAUGAUUCUGACCGAGAAAUAUUGACCGAAUCAACUGGCGAAACAAAUGGGCAGUUGCCACAAUCACGAAAUCGUAGAAGUGGUGGAUGGUUUGGUUCUGUUCCCAAUGAAGAAUCCGUUUUUGGGAUGUCGAAGAUGCAGAGAAUUGUCGCAUUUUUUAUGUCAAUAGGAGCAGCCUUUGUUUGCUUCGGAAUAGCUGUCAUUUUGCUACCUGCUGUAAUUGUACAAGCUCGAAAAUUUGCAGUCUUGAAUACAUUUGGUUCGGUCAUGUUGAUUUUGAGUUUUGGUUUUCUUUGGGGACCAGUGAGCUAUUUCAAACAUAUGUUCUCGGAACAGCGAAGGCAUGUUACGGCAGCAUAUCUAACAACCGUUGUGGCGACAUUGUAUUUCAGUUUAUGGGGUCAUAUUAUUAUCGAAAAAAUAAUGGUAGGAUUAAGGGCCCAAUAA
Cercopithifilaria johnstoni is the source of this 600-nucleotide messenger RNA. NCBI's taxonomy places the organism in Eukaryota, Metazoa, Nematoda, Chromadorea, Rhabditida, Onchocercidae. The record is from the annotation of a GenBank genome assembly.